This is a messenger RNA of Ornithodoros turicata, 2384 nucleotides long. RefSeq names its product WD repeat domain phosphoinositide-interacting protein 2-like. Gene Ontology annotation, molecular function: protein binding; phosphatidylinositol-3,5-bisphosphate binding; phosphatidylinositol-3-phosphate binding. The record is from RefSeq and is a predicted model, not a curated record. Gene Ontology annotation, cellular component: extrinsic component of membrane; phagophore assembly site membrane; cytosol. Gene Ontology annotation, biological process: nucleophagy; autophagy of mitochondrion; protein lipidation. The transcript has 13 exons. Lineage: Eukaryota; Metazoa; Arthropoda; Arachnida; Ixodida; Argasidae. The coding region runs from base 115 to 1482 and encodes 455 amino acids.
AGACCGAGGAUUUCCUGCGUAGCGUAGCCUCAGCCCCUCAGCUCACUUCGCUCAGCUGACCGACAAAGGGUCGGGAACGGUGUUGUUUGUUAUCGGGAAGAUGUAUUGCAACUAAUGCGGAGUUUGGCAACAAAUUUGAACAGCAUCAGCAAGGGCGUCAAGUGUGGUGUCAGUGAACUGAUGAGUCUCGCCAACGAGGCGGGAGACUCCGCUAGUGGAGUAUUUGUAAAUUUUAACCAGGAUUGCAGUUCUUUGGCUGUUGGAACUCGGAAUGGAUACAAGCUCUUCUCCUUGGCCAACAUUGACAAACUUGAGCAGAUCUACGAAAAUGAAACUGAAGACAUAUGUCUGGUGGAACGGCUGUUCUCCUCCAGUCUGGUAGCAGUGGUGAGCUUGUCAUCUGCACGCAAGCUCAAGGUGUGCCAUUUCAAGAAAGGAUCAGAGAUAUGCAACUACUCAUACUCGAACAGCAUCCUGGCAGUACGGCUCAAUCGGUGCAGGCUUGUCGUCUGCCUCGAGGAGAGCCUCUACAUACACAACAUCAGGGACAUGAAGGUGCUGCACACCAUAAGGGACACUCCUCCCAAUCCUAGGGGCCUCUGUGCCCUGUCUGUUUCCAAUGACAACUGCUACCUCGCUUACCCUGGUUCAAGCACAAUAGGGGAAGUGCAAAUUUUUGACGCUGCAAACUUGCAAGCCAAGAUGAUGAUACCUGCACAUAACAGCCCUCUGGCAGCACUAGCAUUCAACACAAAUGGAACACUGAUCGCUACUGCAUCAGAAAAGGGCACUGUGAUCCGUGUGUUCAAUGUUUCCGAUGGACAGAAGCUCUAUGAGUUCCGAAGAGGCAUGAAGAGGUGUGUGAGCAUCUGUUCGCUAUCAUUCAGCUCGGACUCCAUGUUCCUCUGUGCUUCAAGCAAUACUGAGACUGUGCAUAUCUUCAAACUGGAGGAUCCGAAGGAAAUGAAGGUGUCGGAAGAGUCUGGGACCUGGAUGGGCUAUUUUGGCAAGGCCUUAAUGCAGAGCGCCUCCUAUCUGCCCAGUCAAGUGACUGAAAUGUGGAACCAGGGACGUUCCUUCGCGACAGUGCACCUGCCUUUCUCGGGAGUGCGCACCAUUUGUGCCCUGGCACAGAUUCAGAAAGUGAUGCGAGUACUAGUUGCAACCGUGGACGGCUAUCUGUACGUGUAUAACUUGGACCCUGUGGAAGGGGCUGACUGUACACUUGUCAAGCAGCACCGACUAGACGGUCGAGAAGUGGUGCCGGAGACUACAGAGAGCCCACCGCGCAAACAAAGUACAGUGCAGCCUCAAGGAAUGUCGACGUACGCGGCGGUAGUGCGAGGUUAUGAGGACUCUUCUCCGGCAGAUGCAGCUGGAGUAGCAGUACCUGCUAGCGGGUCUGGCAAGGGAGGAACAGCUACGCAACUUCGUUUGACAGACAAUUCGGAGUUUCCACCCAUGAGCCACAACCAUGACUGAAUGCCCUCCCCCAUCCCUCGUCAGAUGCUGGCUCAUGGACACUUCAAACAGUUGCACCCCUUGAGGACUACCUGUGGGUCUGUGCGUCAAGGACCAGAGUGCCGACUACUCGAUGUACAUAGAAAGUACCAUCCGCAAGGACUCUGUUCUUUGUCUGGCACUGCUUCCAGCUUUUAUAUAUUAUGUUCUAUGACGAGAACCUACGAAAACAAAAUCAACAUUCUACUGUACUCAAAGUAGAGGUUGAAUUAAGACGUUAUUUAUUUAUAGCAUCCAAGAAAACUGAAGAAAAAAAAGUUGACAUAUUUAUCCUCCUUUCUUGUUCCGGCAUUUAUGUUAAGCCAUAAAUUAAAUUAUCCGGACUUCAAGUUACAAACUGUUUUCACAGAGCUUUUUCCUUUCGUUGACGUCGUUAGGAAAGAGCCCUCGGUACUACCGUACAGAUAAUCGAAGAAAUACUGCUGCCCCUCGAAUUGUUAAAGUAGACGCUACAAUGUGACAGGGACAGUUGCACAGAAUAAGGAAGGAAGGGGAAAAAGAAAGAUGGCUCUGCAAGCCAAUUAGCUGCUGACUUGUAUUCGAAUUGAAAUACCUCUCACACCACACAGUAAUAUGCAUCUGUUCAGCGAGCUCAACAUACGCACGAGCCCAGCUCUGUCCACAUUCGCGGUGAUGAGCCCCCCCCCCUUAGUGGCACACGUCCUCGUGGCAGUACAGUAUGUGUUAUAAUGUGUAUGCGACACGACGGGCUUGAUUUUGAGUGACUAUAUUUUAAAGCACACUUUAAGAGAGAUUCAUAUUGUAAAAAGGAAAAAAAAUGAUAAAAACUGAAUGAAGAAAGAAAUAAAAAGUUUUUUAUGUGACACGCUAAUUCUCAAGAAUAAAAUAAAAAAGAAAAUGUA